Molecule: messenger RNA, 1456 nt
Organism: Pundamilia nyererei
Lineage: Eukaryota; Metazoa; Chordata; Actinopteri; Cichliformes; Cichlidae
Gene: amacr
Product: alpha-methylacyl-CoA racemase
Exons: 6
Coding region: 173-1321 (382 amino acids)
Biological process (GO): bile acid metabolic process
Cellular component (GO): mitochondrion
Molecular function (GO): alpha-methylacyl-CoA racemase activity
Source: RefSeq, a predicted model, not a curated record
AACAGACGGUGUUUGCUAAUUAUUCACCGGCGUACACCGCAAGCAGCCCAGCUAGGCGGAGUUAACCACUCUAUUAAAACUAGCUCCCCAGUGAACUCCUUCGGAGUUGUUUACUUCGUAUAAACCUCUUCUGAACAAAAAAACAUCUUUUUAGCUGAACAGUCCUUUAAUCAUGGCACUGGCUGGGGUUAGAGUUAUUGAGCUGGCAGGCCUGGCACCCGCACCCUUCUGCGGCAUGAUCCUGGCAGACUUUGGUGCCAAGGUGAUCCGUGUGGACCGGACCAAAGUUCCUACGUCUUUGGACACACAAGCGCGGGGGAAACGAUCUGUGGCCAUCAACUUGAAGACCACGGAGGGUAUAGCUUUGCUCAGGAAGCUCUGCAUAAAGUCUGAUGUGGUCCUGGAGCCGUAUCGCAAAGGUGUUAUGGAGAAACUUGACCUUGGUCCACAUGAGCUAUUAAAGGAAAAUCCUCGGCUGAUCUACGCUCGCUUGACUGGAUAUGGUCAGAGUGGAUCUUAUGCCACCGUAGCUGGGCAUGACAUCAACUACACUGCCAUGUCAGGCCUUUUAUCCCGGCUGGGUCGCAGCGGCGAGAAGCCUUGCGCUCCACUGAAUCUGUUAGCAGACUUUGGAGGCGGUGGUCUUACGUGCGCUCUGGGGAUUGUCCUGGCGCUGCUGGAGAGGACAAAGUCAGGGAAAGGACAGAUCAUUGAUGCUAGCAUGGUGGAAGGAGCAGCAUAUAUGGGUUCGUUUUUAUGGAAAUCUCGUAGUAUUGGUUUGUGGAACCGGUCUAGAGGAGAAAAUAUGUUGGACAGUGGAGCUCCCUUCUACGAUACCUACCAGACUUCGGAUGGACAGUUCAUGGCUGUUGGUGCCAUUGAACCUCAGUUCUACAAACAGCUGCUUAAAGGCUUAGAGUUGGAUGCUGGAGAGUUGCCUUCUCAGAUGAGCUUUGAUGAUUGGCCAGAGCUCAGACGAAUCUUCACAGAGCGUUUUACCUCAAAGAGCCAGGCGGAGUGGUCAGAGAUUUUUGAUGGGACUGAUGCUUGUGUUACACCUGUGUUGUCUUUUGACCAGGUGAGCUCACACCCACAUAACCGGGAAAGAGGCUCUUUUAUCAAGGACUCCAGUGGGGAAGAAAGCCCCCGACCAGCCCCGGUUCUGUCUCGCACUCCUGCUGAGCCUUGCCUCACCUCCGACCCCGUUACUGGAGAACACACAGCUGAGGUCCUACAGGAGUACGGCUUCACAUCCCCACAGAUAAACCAGAUGCUGUCAGCAGGAGUCAUAGAGUGCAAUGCUGUGAAGGCAAAGCUGUAAACAAACAAUCAAAACAGUCAAGUUAUAAAUGUUUGAAAAUCACACAGUGGCACCACCUUUUAAGAUUUGAAGGAAUAUGUAAUUAAACAUGUGAUUGACAUACUGGAAAUAAACAACUGGUUUGGAUAAAGCAAA